Messenger RNA from Panicum hallii, 692 nucleotides. RefSeq lists its product as uncharacterized. The record is from RefSeq and is a predicted model, not a curated record. Lineage: Eukaryota; Viridiplantae; Streptophyta; Magnoliopsida; Poales; Poaceae. The transcript is spliced from 2 exons. Bases 79 to 264 code for a protein of 61 amino acids.
UGUGGUGGUGGUCGUCGUCGUCGAGUCCUCAACCAAGGAAGGGAAGGGAAGGCACCCAAUCCCAUCCGAUCCCCCUCGAUGGCGGCUGUGGAUCUAUCCAAGCUGGUGAAGGAGAAGCGCUUCUGGGUGGCCUCCUUCCUCGUCGCAUGGGCAGCCGCGCUGCAGGGCCACAUGAUGUGGAUGCAGCGCCAGGAAACCUUCAAGCACAAGUUCGGCGCAGACGCCUCCGACGCCUCAUCCUCCUCGGAUUCCUCCUCCAACUAGCAAUUUUACCACCGGAUGCGCCAGAUUAGGGGACAUGUAGCAACUCUUGUCAGCCUGUCUGUGGAUUUGUUCAUACUUUGGGUCUGGGAAAUGAACCUCUGCUGCCUUCCCCUAUCUAGCAUUCUACUAGCCAUUGCCUAACAUGCAUUCUAGUACUGUAGUAGCUCUCACAACAGCUGCUGUUUUCUGAGUUAGUACAUGCACUGGGAAAAUCAAUUAUGACUUCCUACCUGCUAGUGCUGCUUAUGAUUCUCAAUUAUGAAUUGUUACUGUCAAGAACUUAAUGUUGAGGCAUGAGCAGUUACCUCAAGUUAGUUAUCUGCAUGGAUCUCGCAUUGUUGAGGGUCUGAGAAGAUAGGCUGUCGCUCCAUGUGUUAUUGGAGACACUGCAAGAAAAUGCAAUUCUUUUGUUUCGCUUGACUUGCAUA